Messenger RNA from Didymodactylos carnosus, 1137 nucleotides. The record is from the annotation of a GenBank genome assembly. Lineage: Eukaryota; Metazoa; Rotifera; Eurotatoria; Philodinida; Philodinidae.
GCUCAAUGCUACGGGAUUUAAUAAAAAACCAUGGAAAAUACUUUGGAUUUUGAAAAGAUUUGCUAGAAAUCUUCCUAACUGCAAGUAUAUUUAUUACUAUUCUUAGGUGAAAAAUCGCAUCGAGUAGAUAAAAUCUUUUCAAAAUCCAAAGUAUUUUCCAUGGUUUUUUAUUAAAUCCCGUAGCAUUGAGCAGGUAAAAUCGAGUAUCUCUUGAUAGUCUGACAUAAUUUAGAUGGAUUCUGGCUGGGUGUGACUUUUUUGAAAACCAAAUAUCACCACGAGAUCCAGCGUGGUCCAUUACCUAUAUUUCCGUUCGUUUUCGGAAUUUCCAUACCUAAAGACAUAUUGAUUCUGGGACUCUCAGGACAUCCAUUGCCACACCUGAACUAGGAAAAAUGAAGAGUUUGUUUAGUUCCCAUUUUAGAGAAGACACUUUGGGCUAUAUCUCUAUGAAAAAAACUGAUAGAUUGCUAUCUCAGUUUCCGGAGAUCUGAAUUGGUUGUCUAAAGACCUAGAAAACCGAUCGUCCGAAAAUUUUCGGAAAAGGAUUUUGCUUAUAAAAAUAUAGGCAAAACUGUCUUCUUUCGAUUGUUAAAAAUCUCAAAUUUCUAUCUUUUAUCGUCUUUGGUUAUUCAAAAAACAACCACCGGCCUUAUAUUUUGGAGCCGAUAAUAGUAUGUGUAUAAGCUCAGAGGGGGUCGAAUAUAAAAAAAGAUUUUCUUCAAAAAACAACCUUUCUUCCCUGUGGUUGAGGUAAUCAAAAAACUAAAUAAGUUAAAACCUGGAACAGGAGAAAAGAAGAAAGUUGUGGAUUUCGAUAGCUGUGAAACCGAUUCACGGCUCUACUAUAUCUGUCAUAAGGGAUUAUUGUGAUUUCUCUAGACUGCUUAGCUUUUCCUAUAAUUCGCUCUUCACGUUUUAGGUGCCAUGCAAAAUAGAUUUUGUAUAUCACAAAAAUUUUUUACCACUUAUUAUGAGUUGCUACUUGUGAAAACAUUUAGAGACAAAUGUUCUAAUGUAAAAGGGAAAGUUCGUCGACAACAUUCAUCGACUCGUGCUGCUACGGGAGAUGUUGAGUAUAAUGAUGGUCGUGGUGUUAAUCAUGAAAAUGACGGUGGUAAUGGAGGAGGUUUCUAG